CUUUGUUGGUUGUUCCGGUUAUCGAGUUAGCCAACAUAAUAACACUAAAAUAACCGCGGCGCUGCCGUCUUGUUACGUUGAUUUGGCUUGGCGCCUUUCCUGUAUCGGUUUCUCUGUAGUGGUGAUAGUGCGUUACACGUAACAAAAUGGCUGGUGGUAAAGCUGGUAAAGAUUCUGGGAAAGCUAAGGCUAAGGCGGUGUCCAGAUCAGCAAGAGCAGGACUUCAGUUUCCAGUUGGAAGAAUUCAUCGGCACCUCAAAAAUAGAACAACGAGCCAUGGGCGUGUUGGAGCUACGGCAGCGGUAUACUCGGCAGCUAUUCUUGAAUAUCUUACUGCCGAGGUCUUGGAAUUGGCUGGGAAUGCAUCAAAGGAUCUUAAGGUGAAGCGUAUUACACCCCGUCACUUGCAACUGGCUAUCAGAGGAGAUGAGGAACUGGAUAGCUUAAUUAAGGCCACCAUUGCUGGAGGAGGUGUCAUCCCACACAUUCACAAAUCACUCAUCGGUAAAAAAGGUGGACCAGGUGCACCAGUUUAAUAGAGCUCACAUAACAUUAAUUCAACCUGCAACAAUAAUCAGCAUAACAAGUUCACAGCAAAUGGAUUGUACAUAUACAUGUACAUCCUCCGUAGCUUAAGUGUUGUGGUCAGUGUGGUGCAGUGGUGGUACUUUAUAGAACUGUUGCUCUGGACAUAACUUGUAGAUUGUAAGACAUAGGGAUACUUUAGAUUAAGGAGAUUUAAUUACAAUAUUUCAUAAGCUUUAAGUUUUGUUUCCAUUGUUUGUUCCAAUAGGCUAUUAAAACUUUCUGCUCGCAAGCAGCAAACUUUUUGCCAAUUAUACUUCAUGGAACACUUUGUUUCAUGAGAAGUAAGUAAACUUAUCUUGUUUUUAAGCUCUAAGCUAAUUUAAUAUUAUUUGCAGCAUUAUUAUCUUAAUGACGAAUUGUAUGAUGCAACUGAUUGAACUAUUUGUUACAAAUAAUAAGAUUUACUGUAUUUUGAUCUUGAAAAUAUAUUAAUAAAUAUUGUCUAUACAA
This is a messenger RNA of Leptidea sinapis, 1038 nucleotides long. It is a transcript of the gene His2Av, whose product is annotated as histone H2A.V. The record is from RefSeq and is a predicted model, not a curated record. Gene Ontology annotation, molecular function: DNA binding; protein heterodimerization activity; structural constituent of chromatin. The coding region runs from base 147 to 536 and encodes 129 amino acids. Gene Ontology annotation, cellular component: nucleosome. Lineage: Eukaryota; Metazoa; Arthropoda; Insecta; Lepidoptera; Pieridae. The transcript has 5 exons.